Messenger RNA from Emys orbicularis (European pond turtle), 990 nucleotides. RefSeq names its product stearoyl-CoA desaturase 5 (gene SCD5). NCBI's taxonomy places the organism in Eukaryota, Metazoa, Chordata, Testudines, Emydidae. The record is from RefSeq and is a predicted model, not a curated record. Gene Ontology annotation, biological process: unsaturated fatty acid biosynthetic process. Gene Ontology annotation, cellular component: endoplasmic reticulum membrane. Gene Ontology annotation, molecular function: stearoyl-CoA 9-desaturase activity; iron ion binding. The transcript has 5 exons. The coding region runs from base 1 to 990 and encodes 329 amino acids.
AUGUCGGGCCCGGGAGCCAGCUGUGCAGUGGAUGGAGAGACAAGGAGCCCCUUCUGUGAUGGGAGAGAAGAAAGCCCGUUAGGAUCAAAAGCCGAGAGCAGCGAGGGGAGCGCCAGAUAUCGCCAGCAGAUUGUCUGGAGGAAUGUCGUCCUAAUGACACUGCUUCACAUCGGCGCUGUCUACUCCCUCUGCCUCAUCCCCAAGGCCCAGCUGCUUACUUUGAUCUGGGCAUAUUUGUGUUUCCUAAUGACGGCUCUGGGGGUGACAGCUGGUGCACAUCGUUUGUGGAGUCACAGGUCCUACAAAGCCAAGCUGCCUUUGAGGAUGUUCCUGGCCGCGGCCAACUCCAUGGCUUUUCAGAAUGACAUUUUUGAGUGGUGUCGAGACCACCGGGUGCAUCACAAGUACUCGGAGACGGAUGCUGACCCCCACAAUGCAUGUCGUGGCUUCUUCUUCUCCCACAUCGGCUGGCUCUUUGUCCGCAAGCAUCGCGAUGUCAUAGAAAAAGGCAGGAAGCUGGAUUUCACUGACCUGCUGGAUGACCCUGUUGUGCGGUUUCAAAGAAAGUACUAUAAGAGUUCGGUAGUGCUAAUGUGCUUUGUGAUCCCCACCCUGGUGCCCUGGUACAUCUGGGGGGAGAGUCUGUGGAAUUCCUACUUCCUUGCUUCCAUCCUUCGUUACACCGUCUCUCUCAACGUCACCUGGCUGGUCAACAGCGCGGCUCACAUGUACGGCAAUCGACCCUACGACAAGUACAUCAGCCCCCGGCAGAAUGCAUUUGUCACUUUAGGAGCAAUUGGUGAAGGCUUCCACAAUUACCAUCACACCUUUCCAUUUGAUUAUUCAGCCAGCGAGCUUGGCUUGAAAUUCAACCCAACCACAUGGUUCAUUGACUUCAUGUUUUGGUUGGGGCUGGUUACUGACCGAAAACAGGCUCCCAAAGAGAUGAUCUUAGCCCGCAAAGAGAGGACUGGUGAUGGCAGUGCUUGA